Molecule: messenger RNA, 1024 nt
Organism: Arabidopsis thaliana (thale cress)
Lineage: Eukaryota; Viridiplantae; Streptophyta; Magnoliopsida; Brassicales; Brassicaceae
Product: Polyketide cyclase/dehydrase and lipid transport superfamily protein
Exons: 2
Coding region: 208-666 (152 amino acids)
Biological process (GO): defense response
Cellular component (GO): cytoplasmic stress granule
Source: RefSeq, marked reviewed
AUAAUUUGUAAAAUUAAUGCUCACUAAAUACUUUAGGUUGAAAAAUGAAGAAGAGAAGUUUCUAGCAUGAUUAAAAGAAACAGUAUUCUUAAGCGUCAUCUUCUCUAUAUAAACCAAGGCAACAAGUGUUAUUUCAUCAACCAAAACAAAACAAAAGAAGAAACACGAGUGGAAGCUUUUAAACAAAAUUAAAAAAGAGAGAGAGAAAUGGCGACGUCGGGAACAUACGUGACGCAGGUGCCGUUAAAAGGAACGGUGGAGAAACACUUCAAGAGGUACAGGAACGAGAACUAUCUCUUCCCUGACACUAUCGGCCACCACAUCCAAAGUGUUACUGUUCACGAUGGCGAAUGGGACACUCAAGGAGGCAUCAAGAUUUGGAACUACACACUCGGAGAUGGAAAGGAGGAGGUAUUCAAGGAGAGGAGAGAGAUAGACGAUGACAAUAAGAUAGUGAAGGUUGUAGGAUUGGAAGGUCACGUGAUGGAGCAGUUCAAGGUGUAUGAGAUUGACUUCCAAUUUAUUCCCAACUCUGAAGAAGAUUGCGUCUGCAAAAUCACUAUGAUAUGGGAGAAGCGCAACGAUGAUUUCCCCGAACCAAGCAGCUACAUGCAACUCCUCAAGAGUAUGGUUAUUGAUAUGGAGGACCACGUCCUUAAAGCUUAAUCAAUAUCACAACCACCACCAUCAUCACAACCACCAUCACCAUCAUCCUAUAUAUUUAUUAAAUUGUUUUCAUUUAUAUAUAAUAGACUAGAUAAGAACCUGUAUAAUGUGCGGGAUAAAAUGAUUGAAAUAAAUUAUUAUGUAUAAAAUUAUUAUAUGAGAUAUCAUAUAUGUUUGUAUACAAGAAAAUAUGUAACUAAAGUUUUCGUUUUAUUUAAAUUUACGUUUAUUUCGUAUAAAAAUACGUUCCACCUAUAAAAUAUUUGAAACUGAAAAAAAUGAUUUAAUUUUUUUGAAAUCUUUUGAUUUAGGCUGUAUGUUAAGAUUCUCUAUAAUUAAAUAAAAAAAGAUAAUUGGA